AUGUCUGUGAGGCACGGCGUGGCGGCGGGGAUGGUGCCCGGGGCCCUGCGUGUUGGGGACAUGGUGACCAUCCUGACGCAGCGCCCGGGCGAGAGCGACGCUCACUGGACCCUGGGCAGCUUGGAGUCCGCCCCGUACCUGCACGACGUCGAGGUUAGGCUCUGGGAGAAGCAGCAGGAGGGGGAGGAGGGGCACGAGCACCUUGACGAAAUGGAAUCGGCGGAGGAGCGUGAGCUGGUGGCGCGCAACCAAAAGGUGAGAGACGAGAUGAAGCGCAGCAUGCGGCAGGCGGCGGAACUUACAGACAAGCUACGGGAACGGCGAAAAAGUAUCAUGGAGGCCAUAGGCGAGGCCGACACCCACGUCUUUCAAUCGCGUGCCGCUAUCCACGCUGCCCGCACCGACGUCAGGGACAUCUCGCACUGUCACUGGCAUGAGCUGAAGUCGUACCGGAGUCCUGCAAAGAUGGUGUUGACUAUUCUCCGCGCCGUCAUGCUGCUUCUGUCGGAGGACAGUGCCAAAGACUGGCCGCAGAUGCAGCGUGUCCUGCGGGACCCACACUUCAAGACGCGGAUUCUUGAAUACGAUCCCGAUAUAGAACUUUCGAGGGAACGCAGCGAUUACAUCCUACGCGAGUGUGUACGAAGGAAAAGUUUUCGCUACGACCGUGCGGUCAAAGGUAGCCAGGCAAUGGGUCCCAUCUACUACUGGGUGUUGGCACAACUGGACAGCAGUGAAGCCACUGUGAAGCAACACCAACUAGAAAAAAGAAAAAAGGCCUCGCAGCAGGAGCUUCGAGAGGUACUACGAGAAAUUAACGAGCAGCAGCUCCGCAUGGCUGAAUAUCAGGCCCUCAUGGACAAGGCGGAGGAGCAGUUGCAAGCCUACAGAGCGGAGCGGCAACGGCGCUCCUCACUCCUCCAAAGUUCUGGGAGUAAGCUUUGCCCGCGGGAAACGGCGGACCGACGCUACCAAGACAGUUUCGCUGGCGCUGAAAAGAAGGAAUACCUGCGUGCCGCCUUCUACAACUGGAAACCCACGACCUACUGUGUGAUGAUACUGCGCAAGAGGAUCCUCGUAGAUUUUGGCACCGUGACGCAGGAACAGUGGGCGCAGCACAGCUACUCCCUGGAGGAGCCGCAGAUACGACUCCUAGACGACGCCCUGCAACGUCACCAGCGGGAGGUGAAAUCGCUCUCAGAGGACGAGGCUGAGAGGCAGCGACGUGAGCAGCAGGAGAACGAGGAAAUUGAAGCGGGCUUGUUCCACGCAAUGACAGAAACCAAUGCUGAAGCGGCCGCGGUGUCAGUAGCGCUGCUUGAACGAACGUUCGACGGCGAAGCAUGGAAGAGCAUCCUGCACAACAAGCGACUUGCCAUCGUUGAGGCCUUCUGCACCGAUACAGCAGAGGCGCUGCAAAUAUCGAAGUGCGACGUGUCCGUCACCCAGUUGGCGUGUCCACCGUCAACCAGCCAAAUGGUGGUGGACGCCGAAGUCCGCCACGACGGCUCACAGUCGCGGAAGGCCCUUUUGGCGAUAAUCAAUGCGUUUUCAUACCCGAAACUCCAAGCGCUAUACAGCGACGCCACUGUCAGCUUUGCAAAGCUACACAUGCGGUUCGACGGUAAGAAAUGGAAGACGAUCCUCGCCGAGAACAAGGAGGAGGUAGAGCAGGCAUUUCAAAGCGACACAGCAGUGGCACUAGCAAUACCUCAGACAAGCGUUGAGGUACAGAAUACAACGGCAACUGAGGAUGCACUACUAUUCGACUACACCGUGUAUAUCAACAAACAACAUACCAAAGAAGCCCAAAGAACAGUAGAGAACUACAACUACCCGGCAACAUGGGAUGUAUAUAGACAAUUACAAAGUUCUGCAAUAAGCGACAACAACAUAUGGACAAAAAGACACAUCGAAAUCGAGGGCGAGGACUGGGGCCACGUGGUGGAAACGAGGGGGGAGGAUGUGCGGCGUGCGUUUGUGAGGGAGACGGCCGCGGCGGUUGGGGUGGAGGAGGGCCGGGUGCGGAGUGUGGUGCUGAGGCCCGGGGAUGAUGGCCUGCUUGUCGACUUUGAGCUGAACCACCCGGCAUCGCUGGCGGAGGCCGCUGUGGAUGCGCGGCUGCGGGGGUGCGCGUACGCGGCGCUGUGGGCGCUGUACGAGCCGCGGCCCCGCCUCGAGGAGGAGAAGGUAGUGACCACGCACGAGCUGGGCUUUGAGGGCGAGGACUGGGACUACGUGCUGGAGCAGCGGGGCGUGGAGGUGAGGGAGGCGGCGGCGAUCGAGACGGCGCGGGCGCUUGGAGUGGAGCGCGAGGACGUGGUGGAGGUGGAGCUGGACGUUGUGCCGCAGAACCUCGUUGUGUUUGUCACGGUGCGCCACUCGUCACGGCUGAGCGAGGGCGAGGUGGACGGGCUGCUG
Molecule: messenger RNA, 2421 nt
Organism: Trypanosoma conorhini
Lineage: Eukaryota; Euglenozoa; Kinetoplastea; Trypanosomatida; Trypanosomatidae
Product: microtubule-associated protein Gb4
Exons: 1
Biological process (GO): microtubule-based movement
Cellular component (GO): dynein complex
Molecular function (GO): dynein light intermediate chain binding; dynein intermediate chain binding; minus-end-directed microtubule motor activity
Source: RefSeq, a predicted model, not a curated record